Haliotis rufescens (red abalone) is the source of this 966-nucleotide messenger RNA. RefSeq names its product cell wall protein DAN4-like. Lineage: Eukaryota; Metazoa; Mollusca; Gastropoda; Lepetellida; Haliotidae. The record is from RefSeq and is a predicted model, not a curated record. The transcript has 2 exons. Bases 1 to 966 code for a protein of 321 amino acids.
AUGACAUCUUCUACAACUACUUCGACAACUACCACAACUUCUGCAACUACCCCUCUCCAACAACUACCACCUGUUCAACAAUACCCCUAUUUCUACAACUACCACUACUCCAACAACUACCACUUCUUCUACAUUUACUUCAACAAGUACCACUACUUCUACAACUAUCACUACUUCUACAACUUCCACUACCUCAACAACUACCACUACCUCUACAACUACCACUACAAAUGCUUCUACAACUAUGACAUCUUCUACAACUACUUCGACAACUACCACAACUUCUGCAACUAUCCCUCUCCAACAACUACCACCUGUUCAACAAGUACUACUACUUCUACACUUACCACUACUUCUUUACCUACAACUACUUCUGCAACUACCAUAACUUCUACAGCUGCCAGUACUUUUAUAACUACCACUUCUUCAACAACUACCACUACUACUCAUUACUACCAAUAUAUCAUUACAACUAUCACUACUUCUACCACUACUUCUACAACUACCACUACUUCUAUAACUACCACAACUUCUUUAACUACCUCCUCUUCAACAACUACCACUACUUCUACAACUGACACUACUUCUACAACUACCAUAACUUCUUCAGCUGCCACUACUUUUACAACUUCCACUUCUUCUAAAACUACCUCCUCUUCAACAACUACCACUUCUUCUAUAACUACCUCCUCUUCAACAACUACCACUUCUUCUAUAACUGCCUUCUCUUCAACAACUACCACUACUUCUGCAACUGACACUACUUCUACAACUACCGCUACUACUACAACUACUUCGAUAACUACCACACCUUCUACAACUACCUCCUCUUCAACAACUACCACUACUUCUACAACUGCCACUACUUCUGUGACUACCACAACAUCCACUACUACUUCUACAACUAUCACUACUUCUACAACUAUCACUACGUCUACAAUUACUUCUACUUCCAUCAAUACCUAA